ACCAAGCUGAAGCUACUGAUUUCGGCUCUUCUCUCCUAUUCUCCGAUCAUCCAUGAUGUGGGAACUCCGCUCCAUAGCCUUCACGCGAGCUGUCUUUGCUGAAUUUCUUGCCACGCUGAUUUUCAUCUUCUUUGGCUUGGGAUCAGCUCUCAAUUGGCCUACUGCCCCACCAAAUGUCCUCCAGAUCUCACUGGCCUUUGGCUUGGCCAUAGCCGCUAUGGUUCAGGCCGUGGGACAUGUCAGUGGGGCCCACAUCAACCCUGCCGUGACUGUGGCCUGUCUAGUGGGAUCUCACGUCUCCUUCCUGAGGGCCGUCUUUUAUGUGGUGGCACAGAUCCUGGGUGCCGUGACAGGGGCUGCCCUCCUACAUCAACUGACACCACCUCACAUCCGAGGCAGUUUGGCCAUCAACAGGGUGCACAACAACACAACAUCAGGGCAGGCAGUCACCAUGGAGCUAUUCCUUACCUUCCAGUUGGUCCUAUGCAUUUUUGCCUCCACUGAUGACCGCAGAAGCGACAACUUGGGAUCCCCAGCCUUGUCCAUUGGAUUCUCUGUCACUCUAGGUCACCUACUUGGGAUCUAUUACACCGGCUGCUCUAUGAACCCGGCUCGAUCUUUCGCUCCCGCAGUGAUGGUGGGUGACUUUGACAGCCACUGGGUCUUCUGGCUGGGGCCAAUGAUCGGGGCAGUGGUGGCUUCCUUGGUGUACAAUUAUGCCCUAUUCCCCCAUGCGAAGACCCUUUCCGAAAGGUUAGCCAUCUUCAAAGGUUAUGAGCCGGAAGAAGACUGGGAAGAGCGAGAAGUUCGCAGGCGGCAGUCGAUGGAGCUGCAUUCCCCGCAGACGCUACCUCGAGGAGUGAUGGAGAAAGUCUAAGCUAACUCCAGGGAAAGGAACAGGACAUAGCUAAACACGUUCUCUGGUAUCUACUUCUGAGCCAAAUGUACAUUCCUACAAGCUGCAAAGGCACUGUGCACGUUACUCUUCCCCCCAGGGGUGGUAUGUGGUUCUAUGAUGGAGCAUUCAUGGAGCCUAACUCAUUAGAUCAAAGUGUAAGAGAUGUGCCUUUUUCUCUGAUAUGGGAAGAGCCCCUCAAUGAGCAUUCAGCUCUUUUUAAUAGAUAAUGGGGCAUCCUCUUCUGCCUAACAAAAAUAAGCAAAUGUCUAGUAGCAACUUAAAGGCUAACAAUUUACGCAGACACUUUUUCCCUUUCCUGUCCUCCCUAACAUUCUGAUGAUAGAGGAAAAGGCAUUAAUCGCAAUAAUCAGUUCAUACAAAACAAAACAUUUUCUGAGGUCCACAACUUUUUAAAGUCUGACUUAUAGAAUGAUGGACUGGUAAAUUCAAGAAUUCUGAGUUUCAGUGUUGCUGACUGUAGCCCAAGUCAUCUGGCUUCUAAUCAAAACUCCCACCGUACAUACAGUGAGUCCCUUUUGUUGCUUUAUACCAUUUAUUAAAAUGAAUUUCAAUUCAUUGCAUUCCCAUCUUUGGGUAAGGAAGCGAUCUUUAUGACUGCGCCAUGCCUAGAAUAAGCUCAUACCGAUCAGUGAUUUCAAGAGAUAUUUUCCAACGGCUGCUAACUUUGUCUCUUCCCAUGCAUUAAAGCGUUAACUCUUAAUAUGCUUGUGACACUAGUGAUCCUUGCUUGCAUCUCAGAUGUAUAAUUUAACUGGAAAAAAUAACAACUAUGGAGAAGCGGAACAAUAUAGAUCAGGGUCACAGCACUAGAGAAAGGUGAGAUUAAUUGAUCCUCUGUGCCAUUCCCCUGAUCAAAAAUGCCCCCUCUGUGCCACUUUAGGUCUGGAGGCGAGAGAUGGGUAACCUGUAUUGUGCAUGUCUUUAAAACAGCUUAAGCCUGCAUUUCCAAUUGGGACAUUUUACAAAGGGGAGACUUAAAACAUCACUGGUUUGUUUCACAGCCCCUCCCCAUAUGCUGCUUUUUUUGUAGCUAAAGAAUCCCCAAACCAGUGGAGGUUGGCCUUAGGUUGGCCCUGCUGAAACGUUGAGAUUGGAGGAUGAUACAUGUUGCAAAGACCAAUGAGGUUGUCAUUGGUUGAUUAUGUUUUGACCUCCUAACCAGGAUUGCCAAGUCUCCUGAGGGCCAAACUAGGGGAUAGGGGCGUGGGGUGGGCAGCAGAUACUUACCUCCCACAUGCGCAAAGCAUGCUUGUGCCCCCACGUCACCAGAAAAUGACAUCAUUUCCUGCACAGCACAGAAGCAAAAGGUUGUGACUGAGGCCGAUUCUCUAAAAAUUGUCACUCCUGUAUUGCUCUGGAAAUUAUGUCAUUUCCCAUUGACACCGAACACACAAGCCAAUUUCUGUCAUGUGCCUCCUGGGUAGUGCGCACAUGAUCAGCUGGUUCCCUGUGCCCUCUCCCCUGCCAGCUGAAGGAUGGAGGGGGCGGCAAUUGGGGGGGAGCAGCUAUAGAUAAGGGGUCCUUGCCUGCAGCAGGGGACUCCAUCCUAACAUGCUUGCAUUUUUCUUUUUUAAAAUGGUAUGCAUGUAUAUUAAAAAGAAAUUUUAUAUUCUUAUUCAUGCUCUUUAAUAUCACUAAUGUCAGUUUGCAGUUUGCAGAGACACAAAGCUUGCUGUUUUGGACAUAUUAUAAAUAAAUUAUAAAUAAUAAGGAUGAGGGUUUUUAUGGGGGCCUUGAACUGCAUUGAACAAUGUAAGAUUUUUGUGUCUUCCAUAUAGUUGGCGUCUUUUAAACAAAUGUGAUCUUUUCUGAAGUAGGAGAUAGGGGGUGGGACUUGUAACCUAUAUUUUGUGGUUUUAUUUCAUUUCAUGUUUAAUCCAGUAUGACCUACAUUCUGCACUGGCUCAUUUGCACAUGCUCUUGCUUGACUACUUUGUGCAAAAUGUGUGGCAAUGUGGGGUAACGACAAAGGCGACAUCUGUCAGAUAUAAUGGAAGUUGUAAAGCAUUAAACUGAACGAUGAAUUGAA
Molecule: messenger RNA, 2948 nt
Organism: Eublepharis macularius
Lineage: Eukaryota; Metazoa; Chordata; Lepidosauria; Squamata; Eublepharidae
Gene: AQP2
Product: aquaporin 2
Exons: 4
Coding region: 53-877 (274 amino acids)
Biological process (GO): transmembrane transport
Cellular component (GO): plasma membrane; apical plasma membrane
Molecular function (GO): water channel activity
Source: RefSeq, a predicted model, not a curated record